AUGGUCUGUGACAACGUGGGACUGAAGGAAGUUGUACAGGUCAUUCUGUUACUCGGACAAACCGUUGGAGCCCUCAUAUUCACGAGUGUUGCGGACAAGUAUGGACGCAAGCCUGUGUUAGUGGCAUGCAAUUUUCUGCUGGGCGCUACUGGCUUUGGGGUUGCCUACGCCCCAAACAUUUAUGUGAUGAUCGCUUUCCGAUUUCUGUGCGGCUUCUUCCAACAGGGGGCUACUUUAGUGGCUGUCACUUUACGGAUGGAGUUCCUGACAUCCAAGAACCGACGGGUAGUGAUAGUUCUGAGUGGACUUUUUUGGACUCUGACCACUGUGCUGUUUGGACUGAUGGCCUAUUUCAUGCGAGAUCAAAGCUGGAGAAUGCUUCAAACUGCAGCUGCGCUGUUCACUUGUAACUUUAUUCUUAGUGCUCUUUUCCUGUAUGAAUCACCUCGCUGGUUAAGUGCAAACAAAAAGUACGCCCAGACUCUAGAGAUUAUUAGAAAAGCCUGCCAGAUAAACAAGAAAGAUUACCAGAAGGUUAAAGCUGUGUACGAACUCCAUGUCAUCCAGCCCCAAGAAGCUAAGGAUCUGGUAGUAGAGCGAAAUAGCAUUCUGGAUAUUGUGCGACAUAGGGCACUCUUCAUGACAUCUGUCAUCCUGUGCUUCAUUUGGAUGACCAACUCCUUGACCUACUAUGGCCUCUUUUUGACGUCAUCAUCACUGGCGGGAAAUCGUCAUCUCAACUUCAUUCUGAUUGGACUAUCUGGUUUGCCAUCAGACAUGUUGAACAUGGUUCUUCUUGCUUUCUUCGGUCGGAAACCGGUAAUAAUGGGAUGGCUAUUGACUGCAGGCACUGGGCUUCUGGCCGCAACCAUGUUCAUGGCUUUUGGCUCCUCAGAGGCUUCAGUGAUACUCUCGGUGAUCUUCUCUUGUGUUGGAAAGCUAGGUAUUGGCGCCAGCUUCAGCAAUAUGUUCAUGUACACACCCGAGCUAUUCCCCACCAAUGUUCGAUCUGCCGGCCUCGGAGUCUGUGCGGGUGUGUCCAGACUUGGCAGCAUGCUAUCUCCAUACUCUCAAACGCUGGCUGAGGUGGCACUGUGGGGACCAGGCCUUAUAUUUUCCGUCAUGUGCUUCCUUUCCGCCAUUUUGUUCACCAAAUUGCCAGAGACGAGAGGACAGCCCAUGCCAAACACAAUCUCAGACAUGAAACAGCGUGUGGCCAGUAACUACGGCAACAGGAAUGUUGAUGUACUUGACUAUGAGGCUGAAAUCCUCAAACCCAAAUGA
Messenger RNA from Candidula unifasciata, 1284 nucleotides. Lineage: Eukaryota; Metazoa; Mollusca; Gastropoda; Stylommatophora; Geomitridae. The record is from the annotation of a GenBank genome assembly.